This is a messenger RNA of Durusdinium trenchii, 1611 nucleotides long. NCBI's taxonomy places the organism in Eukaryota, Dinophyceae, Suessiales, Symbiodiniaceae. The record is from the annotation of a GenBank genome assembly.
AUGCGUUGGAACCUUCUUUUUCUGAUCUUUGACUUCCUGAUCAUUCCACUGCCCCUUUGGAUCGAUAUCUUCAGCCCCAUCUUCGCAGCGGCCUAUAGCUUGUUCAUCAGCUGGUUGGGUGCUUUGCUCCUCAGCCUUUGUGCCUGGAAAUCCCUCCAGGCGAACCGACUCAUGCUGCAGGUGGUGGAUCAGACCUGGGAGAAUCAGAUCCCUCGAGAGACCUUUGAGGAGGACCUGAUGUGUUGCGCGCUCGGGAGUAUCGAGCUGAGCACCUGCAACAUUUGGUGCCCUAGAUCAUUUCAUGACUUUGAUGAAUUGCUUCGUUGCCUGCAGAUGCUGUCUUUGGCUGAUCCUUUCGAUUCGGAAGACAUCCCCAGCUUUAGUGCUCUUUUCGAAGCUGUGAUCCAGCAGUCCAUCGACUCCUUGGUGUCUCAGACGGUGGCCCAUCGACUCAUCGUGGUCAUCGGCCUGGAGGAGGGCACCCCCGAGGUCGCUGAGAAGGCCAGCAACUUGAAGAAGCAGUAUGCUGGUGCUUUCAAGCGCUUCCACGUGACGAAGCAUCCGCCGCGCUGGGCCGGCGAUCGGGAGAUCCGCGGGAAGUGCUCCAACGCCAACUACACCAUGCGCGCCGCAGUAACACGCCUUGAGGAGUACGGCGAGCUCAAUCUUGCUUGCACCACUGCAACCUCCUGCGACACCGAUUCCAUCUUCCCGCCCCGGUACUUUGAGAAUCUGGGCUACCAGUUCCUCACUGAUCCAAAGGCCAUGGAGGUCGUGUGGCAGGCGCCUUUGUACUACAACCACUACUUGACGCAACGGCCCUGGUUUGUACGUGCGAUUGGUAUCAUGCGAGCGGCCUACAUGUUGGGUUUAUUGAUCCCUUUCAACAUCAAUACGAUGUCCAUCUUCAGCUUUUCUUUGGACCUUUGUAUCAAAGGCGAUUUUUUUCAUGCGCACUACCAGAUGGAUGACAUCAUUUAUACUUUGACGUGCAUGCAGGCCUUGCAGAAGCGGAUUGAGAUCCGAAUGAUCCCGAUGCCAGUCAUCUCGGGACCCACCAGUGGCAGCACCUACUGUGAAGAGAUCCAAGAGUUCGUCCGGCAAUCCGAGCGUUGGACCAUCGGCGCCUGUGAGGUCUUCCACUACUUCGUGGUGAAACGCCGGCGCUACAACUGCUCAGCGGCCUUGUCCUAUGGCACGGACCUCGGCAUUUGGUUUGUGACCUACUAUGGCUUCAUUUUGUGCUCCCUGACCCUAUCUGGGUUGGCGGCCUUCCUCAACUACGCCAUCGUGGAUGCCAAGCAGGGUCUUUUCCAACAGCUGGUGGUGGCUGUGGGUUUGGCCAGCCUCGCAUGGACCUAUUUGAUUUUUCUGAUCUUUUUCUAUUUGGAUCGAGCGGCUUGCAAGCUCAUUUACCACUUGAAGAUGAAGCCACAAGGCAGUGAGGACGCCAGCCUGGGCCAGAAUCUCAAGGACUGGGUCUUGAUGUGGCCGAGUUUGGUGAUGUAUUCUUGCGUGGCUUGGAGGGAGGACGGUGACACCCAGACCCCCACACACGCAGAGACAGAAAGUUGGGUGGAAAACGGUUUGGUGUUUGCUGUAUCCAACUGA